Molecule: messenger RNA, 710 nt
Organism: Penaeus indicus
Lineage: Eukaryota; Metazoa; Arthropoda; Malacostraca; Decapoda; Penaeidae
Exons: 5
Coding region: 32-550 (172 amino acids)
Molecular function (GO): odorant binding
Source: RefSeq, a predicted model, not a curated record
CACUGUUCCAGAGUGAGUCGUUAUUGUCAUCAUGAAGGAGCUGUUGACGUUCUUCACGCUCGCGGGCGCCAUGGUGGUGGUUCAGGCUUCCGGUGAAAGAGGUGAAUGCCACGAGCUGAUACACGAUGUGAUGCACAGAGAAAACAUGAUGGAAUUCAUAGAAAGCUGUAUGGAGGAAAAUGGAAUCGUCCCCGAUCUAGAAAGUACUGAAUCUGGUCGACGACCCGGUGACCGCAAAAGGGUUAUGCUGCGGUUCAUUUCACGUCUUCCUCAAGAAAACCAGACAUCCAUAGUCGCAUGUGUCCUCGAGAAGGAAGGCUUCCUCACAGAUGAUGGUUUAUUCGAUGCAACGAAGUUCAUUGAAGAAAUGAUCACUAAGUUAGAAGAAGCAGAGCAAACUACGCAAGUAGAGGCUAUGUUGGCUGCCAUAGAGGACGGCGUUUGUGUAAUCAAGGAAAGGAAACCAAACUUAUGGAUAGUCUUCGAUUUCGUAAAUUGCCUCAAAAAUGAGUGUAAAGAAGCAACUGACCCAUUAUCUGAAGAAGCAUAAUAAUGAACACGGAAAGAGUAAAACAACGGUAACUGGAAAUCCAAUGGACGCUCCUUUCAAAUUAAUCCUGUCAAUGUUGAUUCGAUUCAGAAUCUUUUGAAUCCAGAAUCUAAUUUCAAAUCCAUCUUUAUUUUCGACACCUCUUCCUAAUAAAUCUUUA